Messenger RNA from Saccoglossus kowalevskii, 798 nucleotides. RefSeq names its product atrial natriuretic peptide receptor 1-like. The record is from RefSeq and is a predicted model, not a curated record. Gene Ontology annotation, biological process: intracellular signal transduction; cGMP biosynthetic process; protein phosphorylation. Gene Ontology annotation, molecular function: ATP binding; natriuretic peptide receptor activity; protein kinase activity. Gene Ontology annotation, cellular component: plasma membrane. NCBI's taxonomy places the organism in Eukaryota, Metazoa, Hemichordata, Enteropneusta, Harrimaniidae.
AUGGUUGGUUACAUGGUUUUAUAUCGGUGGUUCUUCUUUAUAUUUGCGUUCUUCCAGUACGAAUAUGCACACAGUGCGUCGUCCGAAACUAUCGUUCCCGACGGCAACGACUUCACUCAAGUUAAAAUGGCCGUCAUCCUUCCAAAAGACACUGACCAGCCACCAGAAAUACGACACUAUCCAUACAGGUUUGAAAUGGUAUGUCCUGCAAUCGACAUCGCCGUUGAGGGGAUUAAAUCGCAAGAAGAUUUCUUCGGAGGACGAAAUGUAACUCUGGCUAUUAGAAAGGCCGAUUCAGCUUGCUCUAAUCUCGUAUCUCCGAUUCGCGCCGUGGAAUUCAUUACGGAGAAACAAGUGGACGUAUUUUUCGGACCAGCGUGUGACUAUGCCGCCGCAGCCGUCGCCAGAUUCGCCGCUCACUGGGAUAUACCUUUUUUGACGACUGGCGCCAAAGCGAAGGAAUUCGGCAUGAAAGACAUGGCCGAUUUUAGUACCUUAACUCGGGUACACGGCCCCUUCUUGAAAAUGGCCGAAUUUACUAUGUCAAUUUUCCGUCAUUUCCAGUGGAAUACAACCGCGAUUCUUCAUAAUGACAAAGACGUGUCUCUGUACAGAGACUGCUGGCUGUUCGGCGGUGCCCUGUUUCAUUUGUUUCACGGAGCCGGUUGGUACGACCCUGGCAAGGACUACGCUGGGUACCAAAAAUUUAUUGAGGAGGACGAUCCUGAUUAUACAGAAAUACUCAAGGAAACGGUGAUACCAAAUGCUAGAAGUAAGUUUUGUUCUCAUUAUCGCUGA